This is a messenger RNA of Tuber aestivum (summer truffle), 1739 nucleotides long. NCBI's taxonomy places the organism in Eukaryota, Fungi, Ascomycota, Pezizomycetes, Pezizales, Tuberaceae. The record is from the annotation of a GenBank genome assembly.
UGCAUGCUGCAUCUACUACUCGAGUAUUCACACCCAAUAACCGGGAUUAAGAGGUGGGGCACUGUUGGUAUAUGCCUAGGGGAUAGGCUACGGGUAAUAUACUCGGCUUGAUUAAGAAAUACCCAAGGACAUCCGGACUGCUUGUGCUAUGAUAGUCCAGACUUUUAUGUGGUUUGAUGUUCCCCUAACAAGGCUUCAGCAAGGGUUAGGUGUGAAUCAACGCCAAGGCCGUUGUGACGGGAUGGAGCUCAACAACAACGCCAGACCCACUACUGAAUAUCCACCCCCUCCCCCUAGCUUCCUCAUCACUGAUCUUUCGCCGUAAUGCAUCCGUAUUGUCCCCCGCACCUAUUACUCCCACAUUAUGUGUGGAAUGAUGUGUCUGCACUUGGACUGUGCUCUGUAAUGGGCAGUUUAAUCAUUACAGCGGUCGGGAGCGCUUGGGUCAUUCUUGGACGGAGCUUGUCGGCUGUGAAUAAAGCGAUCGUUUGCUGGUUUUUAACGUGUAGGUUAUUGCCCAUUAUAUUAUUGUUUAUGCGGUUUACUUAUGAAUUACCGUACUGGUGUGCAGGCGGCCUAUUGCAUGUCUUAUUCGAGGGUGAGUUCCGCAGGCUAGAGCCCGGAUUUGUCAAUUGACCUGGUUGAAAAAUGCGACUUUGAGGCUACUUUCUCGUAUACCACGAGACCCUCUCUUCGAGAAUCGACCUACCAGCCCAGCUCUGGAAGGAAUACGCGAUCUGCGAUUCCAGAUAUCUUUCCGAGGAUACAUUUGUGCUGUCGAUUGAGCGCAUCACCGUGGUACGUGAGAAGCCUUCGACGCGUUCCGGCCCGAGAGUAACUAACGCGUGUGGGAGUUUACAUGAAGUUUCUCUGGGGUCCUCUUUCCCUUCUGGCUGCUGCAGCGACAGCCAGAAACAGUUACAACAGACAUGCCUUGCAGAUGCUUGGGAGCUUGGCGCAUAUCUACGGAUGUCUUCUUUACUUCCUAACCUCUUGGGAAGAGGGGUAUCGUCAUUGUGGGUGCCCUAUUUUUUUUUUCCCCCGUUAUCCUGUUCACCCGAGACAUCUGCUGAUGGGUACACAGGCCGCCCAGAGCCAUAUUACUUUUGGGUCUAUUUUGUUGGACUUAAUGCGCCCUGGAUAAUUAUUCCCGCCCGUUGGUUGCACGCUUCGCACACCAGUGUUUCACAGUGACUGAUAUUGCCUCAGUUUUAAUAUGCCGGUCUUCCGCAGACAUCGCGAAAGGGAUGCGGAGUGCCCAAGAGCUGGAAGGACGGAAGCAAGGCGAGUACCCCUGGGAUUCACGACAAUAGCCCUGCACCAACGCACGGUGCCACGGCUUGUGAGCAGUGCGGGUGGUGCUAGUGGUUAGUUCAAUCAGGCUUUUUCGGGGUACGAAUCUGUAUUAUUUUUGACUCGUUAAUGCUGAGUGGAAUGACCCCUCUAUUGCAUGCGGCAAGGGUGUGAAGUCUAAUCUAGACAAUCUAGUGUCGGGGUUUGGGAAGAUUUCGGGGAACCUCAUCCUAGGUAGGCGGAACCAUCGAGGGUGUUGCGCUCGUGCGUACAGUUGUAUCUACUGGAUGUUGCUAUCGCUGCAGUUUCGGUGGACGGCAUGCCAGGAGAUAAUGAUGAGAUUGGCAAAAUGGGAUCAGUCGAUUGUCCCACUUCAGUCCAUGGGUUCCUGCUGCUCAUGUGAUAUAGCAUGUUUGCACUUGAAUGCAAGAGCUCGUAUUUCAACU